GCGGUCUGGGGGAAACACAGCCUCGAGACUCUUCCUGCUGAUGCAAUCUGUUAGAGAGAGAGCCGGCGAGCUCCGCUGCGGGCGGACCAGUCAGCAAUCCCGCCCGCCACGUGUGGCCGCCGCCGCGCCGGCCCGGUGCCCAGCCAUUCAUUCCCGCAGCCGCCGCCGCGCGCCCCGGUCGCCCCCGCCCGCGCAGCCCCGGAGCGCCUGGGACGCCCCGGGCUUGCCCUGCGCGCGGUUCCAGCGCUCUUCACGGCCCGCCGAACCAUGAAGGACUGCAGUAACGGAUGCUCCCCAGAAUGUACCGGAGCAGCGGGAUCAAAAGAGACGGUGGGGACUUUCAAGGCUAAAGAUCUAAUAAUCACACCAGCCACCGUUUUAAAGGAAAAACCAGACCCAGCGACUCUGGUUUUUGGAAGUAUUUUCACGGAUCACAUGUUGACCGUGGAGUGGUCCUCAGAGUUUGGAUGGGAUAAACCACAUAUCAAGCCGCUUCAGAACCUAUCAUUGCAUCCUGGCUCAUCAGCUUUCCACUAUGCAGUGGAAUUAUUCGAAGGAUUGAAGGCAUUUCGAGGAGUAGAUAAUAAAAUUCGACUCUUUCGGCCAAACCUCAACAUGGAUAGAAUGUACCGAUCUGCUGUGAGGGCCACUUUGCCGGUAUUUGACAAGGAAGAGCUUUUAGAGUGCAUUCAACAGCUUGUGAAACUGGAUCAAGAAUGGGUCCCCUAUUCAACAACUGCUAGUCUCUAUAUUCGUCCUACAUUCAUUGGAACUGAGCCUUCCCUUGGAGUCAAGAAGCCUACCAAAGCCCUGCUCUUUGUAAUCUUGAGCCCAGUGGGACCUUAUUUUUCAAGUGGAACCUUUAAGCCUGUGUCCCUGUGGGCCAAUCCAAAGUAUGUCAGAGCCUGGAAAGGUGGGACUGGGGACUGCAAAAUGGGAGGGAAUUAUGGCUCAUCCCUUUUUGCCCAAUGUGAAGCAGUGGAAAACAGCUGUCAGCAGGUUCUGUGGCUGUAUGGAGAGGAUAAUCAGAUAACUGAAGUUGGAACCAUGAAUCUUUUUCUUUACUGGAUAAAUGAAGAUGGAGAAGAAGAACUGGCAACUCCUCCGCUAGAUGGCAUCAUUCUUCCAGGAGUGACGAGGCAGAGCAUUCUGGACCUGGCACGCAAGUGGGGUGAAUUUAAGGUGUCAGAGAGGUACCUCACCAUGGGUGAUUUGACAACAGCCCUGGAGGGGAACCGAGUGAGAGAGAUGUUUGGCUCGGGUACAGCCUGCGUCGUUUGCCCAGUUUCUGAUAUACUGUACAAGGGUGAGACUGUACACAUCCCAACUAUGGAGAAUGGUCCUAAACUUGCAAGUCGGAUCUUGGAAAAAUUGACUGAUAUUCAGUACGGAAGAGAAGAGAGCAACUGGACAAUCAUAGUAUCCUAAAUGGAAAAUACAGGAUAUCAUCUGUGUGCUAUGGAGACAAACUGUCGCAGUUGAAUUACAAUAGAUUUCUUUGGCUACCUGUUUUUAGUUGUGCCUAAUGUAGUUUGUGUUAUUAGUUGUUACCAGGUGAUUGUUUCCUCAUGCCAGAGAAAAUGAAUUGCAAUCAUCAAGUGGUAUUUUGUAAACUCAGUGUUAAAAGCUUACUUCACCUUCUCUUCGAAAGAUGAUAAUGUAAGCCAUACGGCAUAGACUUUUCCUCAAUAAUCUUAGUUCCUCCCUUAUUAGUUUCCUCAGAUACAAAAAUAUUUUCUUCCUUAGUAUAAGUUAUGUUCUGCUCCUCAACCAAAUGAGUUUCUUUGUGUUUGAAAACUGAUCUGAGUAGAUUUCAUAGGUAAUGUUUCCUGUGACAUUAUCUUCAUCUUCAGAAAAUGGUUGUGGGUUUUUGUUUUGUUUUGUUUUGUUUUUUAAUAAUCAAGACUGAAAAACUGGUAUUUCUGCUUUCACAUUUUUCUUUGCAGGCCCCUUAAAUCCAUCUUAAAGAGUAGAUCUCCUUUCUUCCUGAUGUCACAGUCUCCUCCAGGCUCUCCUUGUGCAUCAGCAGGACCUGUGCACAUCUCCACCAUUGUCCUUUCCACAUUGUAUUGUAAUUGGCUGUUUGUCAGCCUCCAACACAAGACUGAGGCUCUUGUGCCUUUGAGAUCUUUGUAUCCCCCUGCCUGGCACAUAAUAGGUACUCAUUAAAUAAUGAAUGAAUGAACAUUUAGCUUCUAUAGAAGUGUACCUUCUUUGUUUCUAUAUUAUGAAACCUCUUUAUUAGAAUUUGUGGUUGAUUCUGACAUUGUGUCCAUUUACCUCACGUUGUCUUUAUUUUCCAGGGACUGCUAAGUCAUUAGAGAUACUCAGAGGCAUAGUUUGUUGGAGGGAUUAUUUCAUAUUUGAAGACUGCCUUGGAAUUGAAAUAGCAGCUCUAGAGAGGUCAUGAUAUCAUACCAACCAAAUGGAAAUGACCUUUGUGAAGUGUUAAAUACAUAUAUGUUACAUGUUAAAUACAAAAUAAAGAAUCAUAUUUAGCUUUUGGUAGAAAGCAAAGGGGUAUACUUUGAUAUACCUCAUUUCUGUUGAAUGGGGCUGGAAGGAUCACAUGGUUAGAGUACAGGAGAGCAAUUCUAGAUGAUCUUUUCCUCAUUUAGGAGCUGUGAGUUAAAAUUGAAUCCUGGUUUAUAAUUUAGGGAAAGUCAGUCAAACCUUGCUAGAAAACGUUUACCCUUGGAAGGUCAACUCUCAGACAUAUUUUGGUUUCCCUCAGUUCCAGUAACUUUCAUCUUGCUGAUCAUAUUUCAUUCUCUUUUCAGAGCAAGGGGAAAAAAGACCUUCUAAAAGUUUGAUGUGUUAGAAAAAUUUCCUUAAGGCAUUUAGCAGCACAUAGCAAAUGGGGCUUUGAUUCUUUUCCAAGACUUUUGGCCAUAGGGUUCUUUUAGAUAGGAAUGGUAAAAUGAAAAUUAGGGAAGUAUAUAAGAUGAAAAGGAAUAGUAAAAAUAUCUUUUAGGGGGCUUUUAAUUGGUGAUCUGAAGUCUUGGAAGUCUGUUCUUUUCAGGCCUCAGGUGCUUUAACUGUCCUCUGCACACUUCACCAAGUAGUGUUCUAAGGGUAUGCAUUUACCUUGGCUAAAUCCUGUGACCUCCUUUUUAAAGCAGUAGUCUAGAAAAGACUUGCAGGUAAUUCUAACCUGUCAAGUAGCACUUAAUAACUAGACCUACAUUUCUAUGAGAAAUGGAAGUCAUUUGUUUGCCAUAAAUACAUUUCACACUUUGCAUCUCUAAAUUUAGUAUGGCAACACAUGUCCGUUAUAAAAGUUAGAGAACAACAUGUCUUGACAUUAUGUCUCUAUGAUUUCUUUCAUCAAACCUUAAGAGCAUUUUAAGCCCUUUCUACCAGAUGGAGUGAAAACUAAGGAUAUAUAUUUUAAAAAACUGGAGGUCUCCUAAAACUGAGAGAGCGCAAUCUGCCAUUUUCUUAAGUAAUAAGACAGAAAAUUGACCUUGACACUAACUUGUUAAAUAGAUUUAAAAGGAACAUCUGCACAUCUUUUUUCCUUGUGCACUAUUUGUUUAAUUGCAGUGGAUUAAUACAGCAAGAGUGACACAUUAUAACUAGGCAAUUAUCCAUUCUUCAAGACUUAGUUAUCCUAACACUAAUUGAUCAUUUAUGGUGUAAGAUAGUCUAGCAUUAGGAACAUGUGAGGCUAAUCUGCUCAAAAAGAUCAACAAAUUAAUAUUGUUGCUGAUAUUUGCAUAAUUGGCUGCAAUUAUUUAAUGUUUAAUUGGGUUGAUCAAAUGAGAUUCAACAAUUCACAUGUGCAUGAAUAUAAACAGAACUGGUGGCACUUAGAAUGAUAAUGAUUAACUUAUUUUUCAUGUUCUCUUCCUCCCACUUCUUUCAUGUUUUACAUUUCAGACCAAGUUUGUCAGCUUUUUCCUAAACACAUUGGUAGAAACUGGGAUCUUUUUAUUAUUUUUUUAAUGUUUAUUUAUUUUUGAGACAGCAUGAGCAGGGGAGGGGCAGAGAGAGAUAGAGACAGAAUCUGAAGCAGGCUCCAGGCUCUGAGUUGUCAGCACAGAGCCCAACGUGGUGCUUGAACUCACAAACUGUGAGAUCAUGACCUGAGCCGAAGUCGGAUGCCCAACUGACUGAGCCACCCAGGUGCCCCGGUAGAAACCGGGAUUUUAAAAUGAAGUGUUCAGAUAUAAACAAAACUUGGGCAUUUCCUAAAGAUAUUUGCUAUUAGAAUUUUUUUUAUUGUUACAGUCAUUUAUUAAGGAUUCAAAUCAUGGAUACCCCAAAAGAAGCAUCAACUGCAGGGGUGUGUACCAUGCUCUGAAGGACCUGCAGCUGGCAGAAGUGAAAUUAAUAAUACCUGUUUUAACCUUUGCUUUCAAAAGUGCAAAGGAAAAGUAAAAGGGAAAGAGAAAUAAGCGAAUGAGAAAACUUGUUAGGAAUCAUGUUUUUUUUUUUCCUCCCUGGUAAACACCCUCUAUUCUUUUCUCAAAAUGUUGCCAUAAGGUAAAGGAAAAAAAAAAAAAAAAGAUGACAGACGAUAGCAGCAGGAAAGUACAGUGAACACCACUUACAUGCCGUGCAGUGUCAGCACUCCUGAAGUUUGGGAAAGCCUACGUGAGAUGCCCUAGGAUCAGGUUUAUUGCUCGAUGUUAUUGUACCUAAACAAGUGGUCUUGCUUCCUUCAAAUUGGCACUCUUGAACACUUGAGGCAAUUAAUGAGUAUGUUUUGGUCAAAAGAAUUAUAGGAGCCUCUUAUUAAAGCAGUAGAUUCAACUCCACGUUAGGGGGUUUUUGCUAUAAAAUCAGCUUCCAGAAUAAGCUUAUUUAUUCUCCCUAUUCCCACACAGUGCUCAGUUACUGUAUUCUUUUUCCUUAAAAAGUUCCUUUUUAAGAGCAUACAUUGAGUUUACCAUUACGAUUGGGAAAAAUGUAUUUUAGGCAGAAAAUAACAAUACUUGUUCACUUGUUUAUAUUUUCUAAAAUAUUUAGGGCAAUCAAUAUUCGUCAGAUGGACUAAAGCAAAGGGCUUAGGGGUCAGAGAAACAUUGUAAGGCUCACUUAUUUUAUAUUCAGAUGCUAAAUGUGAUCAAAGAAUUCUUCCUUGUAAUGUGGAUUUCUUACGUGUAUAUUCAGAAACUUAAGUUACCAAUAGUAAUGCUCAUGAAUAAUUAGUGGAUAAUUCAUAAUACCUGUCACUUUGUGUUUUUACAAGUAGAAUUUGUUCACCUGUUUUCCAGAUAUCUGCUCCCAACAGAGAGUACCAGCUUUUCAGUAAGGAUUACCUAUUAAUUGACAAAGAUCAUAGAGAUUAUAGUUAAUUUGAUAAAUGUUGGUUGAGUACCCACAAAUUUGCAUCUAACACAGCUGGUGGUAGGGAUUAGGAAGUUAGUUUUAGAAAAUAGUAUAUAGACAUUAUCCUCGUGGAGUUUAUACUCUACUAAAAUUUUUAGAUAAAAAAAAGUGUUAUUUAAUGCAGUUAGAUAAUAGAUGAUGACUAGAACACAUCUCUUAUCAAGAAAUCACAAUGAACAUUUCCAUCUCAUUUUUUAAGGAAAUUCAUCCCUUUUUCCAUUCCUUUCUUCUGCACAACUACUCGGUAGGAUUAGUAUUUAGAGGGUUAUUCAACCACCGUCUACAUGGCGUGAUUCCCUGUUGGUUUACCACUUACUUCCAACCUGCCUAGUACAUUUGAUAACUACAUUCUCUGGAGCAAUGUUAAAUUGUCAUGGUUCAUCUAACAAAAGAUCAUCUGAAAUUACAGCAUCCUUGCUGAUCUUAAACUCAAAGCCAGAUAUUAUUGAAAUAAAAUGUUCCUAGAAUGAGUUUUUCUGGAAAAUGUCUAUUAUGAAUCAAACUCUUUAGAGCUUUAGCUUGAAAAUGAUGGAUCCAGCUACUCAGAAAAUCACAAGUAGAGGACUAAUAUAACAAUGACUUUUCAUGGUUUGAGAUUUUAAAAGAAAGGCCAUUUAACAUAUUGCAAAGAGAUUCAUAUUCAUCAUGGCCAAAACACGCUUUAAAAAAAUUCAGAGGUAGAAGAAAGUGAUUUUUCAUCCUUAGUGUACAUACCACAUCAAAAGACUUCAGAUAUUAAUUUGGGGAGCUUGAUAAAAAACAUAUCAACAUGAUGUAAUAGUGUUUGUGGGUAAAUAAUUCUGUGGGAUCAGAUAGAAGUACAUACAUUUGCUUUCGUGAAUGAUUUGAAUGAAUGAUUCAAAUGUGAAUGAUGAAGGCAUGAAAUUUGGUAUUAGAAAAUGAAGCGGUCUUUAAAAUCUGGAUGCAGUUGAAGUCUUAAGUAAGCCUUUUUCUGUCUGGAAGUAUAUGUUUCAUACCUCUGUAGACCCUAUGAAUAAGGCUUAAAACUUAAGUUGUAUAAUGUUCCAAUUUACAGAAUCCACUGUUGGGAUGUAAGACUUGACUGCAAGCUGUGGUAUGAGAAUGAAUUAAAAUGUAGUUUCGAUGACAGAUUUCUCUGCACAUCCACUUUUAUAAUGGCUAGGUUCUAUGAAAUUAUGGGGCAAGAAACUUUUAAUUAGAGAAGAUGUCAGAAGAAGAACAAGUGAAGGUAGACGAAGAAACAGAGGAAAAAAGUCAAACUUGCUUCUGUGUUGUCCAGAGAAGCCUUGUCCUUAUUCGGCCAACCAUAGGGAUCUUUAGCAUUCAACGUAGGUGCCAAAUACCAAUAGUGCCGAGGAGGAAGAAGUGGCUAAGUAUAAGGGCCAGUUCAUUAGGUAUUAGAAUUAGGCCAUGAUCUCGAGAUAAUAACCUGACGGUAGUGUUAUAUGGAAACCACUGUACUACAAAUUUAGAGAAGGCUGUAUAAUUCCUUCAACUACUUAAGAUUCGUGAAGCUUCUUGAGGCUGAAAAAAUAAGUGACAAGGAGUACAUUGUGACUUUUGCACAUCGCCCCCCCCACCCCCCCCGCGCGCGCCUUAGAAAUACAGUUUACCGCCAUCCCCUUUUCCUUGGUGAAGGCUACCUGAUUUGGAAAUGAGUUGAAUAUUGUCAUUUAGUUUUUAACUAAAAUGUGCAACAUGCUGCAAUUUCCCCAGGUUAAUUUCACAGCAGUCAUUCUCAGGGUUAACAAAGGAAUGCAUAUAUCUGCCUCAAUUUUUACGUCUUUGGUAAGUUUUCUAAAAAGUGCAGGAAUUCUCUCAAGAGUAUGGCUAUAAGAUUUUGAAUGAAGUCUUAAAAAUAAGCUAGCUAAUCUGUAUGCAUCUGUAAAUUCUGCAGAUGUUUCCCUGGUGACUUAUGAGAAUGAAUGAUUCUGAAAUGGACUCAAGUGGCUAAUAAACAGAGCCUAUGUCACUGCUGAAGAGUUUGCACUUGCUUAAUAAUGGUGACUGAGAGAAAAUAAGUAGUUUGAGGAAGUAGUUUUUAAAUCGGAGUUUAUAGAUAGAAACAGGAGAAUAUCAGCUUAGCUCUGGAAUUUUUAGAAUAUGUGCUGUUACACCUAAAUCUAAUUGUAAUGAAAAAUCCCAACCAUUGAUUGUCUCAAAGUUCUCUAGUUGUGUAGUCAUUCUUGAAAUUCUCUUUAAGAAAAAUCAAGUGCAGAGAAAUAAACACUUUGUAAAUAAGGCUUGGCUUUCAUGAAAAAAUUGUUUAAAGAUUACGUUAAAAGAUUUAAACUCACUGAAAGUGUAAUCGAAAUGUGGAGAAUAACGUGGGUAAAGGAAACUACCUCAUUCUUUGAAGGUUUUGUAGAAGCACAAUUAAACAUCCUAAAAUGGCUUUGUCACUUAUGAACCAUCUGGUGUGAAAGAACUCUAUAUUUGUAAUGUCUAAAGGACCUGGAAUAAUUGUAUUUUUGCUGGCAAUAGACACAUUCUUUAUUGUUUGCAGGUCUCAUGAAAUCUUUAAUUACGCACUUGUUCUUGUCAUCAAUAAAACAACUUAAAGGAA
Molecule: messenger RNA, 7885 nt
Organism: Prionailurus viverrinus (fishing cat)
Lineage: Eukaryota; Metazoa; Chordata; Mammalia; Carnivora; Felidae
Gene: BCAT1
Product: branched chain amino acid transaminase 1
Exons: 11
Coding region: 268-1428 (386 amino acids)
Biological process (GO): L-valine biosynthetic process; L-leucine biosynthetic process
Cellular component (GO): mitochondrion
Molecular function (GO): branched-chain-amino-acid:2-oxoglutarate transaminase activity
Source: RefSeq, a predicted model, not a curated record